Messenger RNA from Drosophila ficusphila, 1038 nucleotides. RefSeq names its product aldo-keto reductase family 1 member B1. NCBI's taxonomy places the organism in Eukaryota, Metazoa, Arthropoda, Insecta, Diptera, Drosophilidae. Gene Ontology annotation, molecular function: aldose reductase (NADPH) activity. The transcript is spliced from 6 exons. Gene Ontology annotation, cellular component: cytosol. The coding region runs from base 50 to 1009 and encodes 319 amino acids. The record is from RefSeq and is a predicted model, not a curated record.
CUGCAUUGGACAGCUCGGGCAUUCGGCGUUCAACUGUGUGACAGUGAAGAUGACCAGCGAUUUGAAGUACUUGAGGCACAACGACGGAACCCAGGUCCAGAACAUUGGAUUGGGCACCUUUGCGUCGGUGGAGGGAGAUUGCGAAAAGGCGGUUCUCCAUGCGAUUGAUGUGGGCUACCGGCACAUCGACACCGCCUACUUCUACGGAAACGAGGGCGAAGUGGGUGCUGCUGUCCGGAAGAAGAUCGACGAGGGAGUCAUCAAGCGGGAGGACAUAUUCAUCACCACCAAGUUGUGGUGCAACUUCCAUGAGCCGGAGAGGGUGGAGUACGCCUGCCGGAAGACCUUGGCCAACAUUGGUCUGGAUUAUGUGGACCUCUACCUGAUUCACUGGCCAUUCUCCUAUGCCUAUCGAGGCGACAACGAAAUGAUUCCCACGGACGCCAAUGGAGAGGUUGAACUUGUCGACAUUGAUUAUGUGGACACCUGGCGUGCCAUGGAGAAACUAGUCGAACUGGGCCUGACCAAAAGUAUUGGCGUUUCCAACUUCAACGCGGAUCAGCUAACUCGACUAUUGGCCAACUGCAAGAUCAAGCCAAUCCACAAUCAGAUUGAAGUUCAUCCAGGCUUAAACCAAAAAAAUCUGAUUGAACUGUGCAAAAAGAAUGACAUUGUAGUCACCGGUUUCAGUCCGCUGGGCAGACAUAAUGCCGAGAAAAGGACUCCUGCCUUUAUGUACGAUGGCAAGGUGCAGGCUAUCGGAGAUAAAUACAAUAAGAGCAUUGCUCAAGUACUAAUUCGAUAUUUGAUCGAGCUUGGAACUGUUCCGCUGCCAAAGUCAUCAAAUCCGAAGCGCAUCGAAGAGAACUUUAAUGUCUUCGACUUUAAGCUGGACGCUAGGGAUCAUGCUAUUUUAGAUUCUUAUCACGGUGGUGAGCGUGUGGCUCAUGCCCGCCAAGCCAUCAAGAGCAAGUACUAUCCCUUCCAGCAUUACAGUGCUUGCUUUUGAUUUUUUAAUAAAUAUAUAAAUUAUAUGGA